Molecule: messenger RNA, 877 nt
Organism: Folsomia candida
Lineage: Eukaryota; Metazoa; Arthropoda; Collembola; Entomobryomorpha; Isotomidae
Product: protein cbp-1
Exons: 2
Coding region: 192-566 (124 amino acids)
Biological process (GO): positive regulation of transcription by RNA polymerase II
Cellular component (GO): histone acetyltransferase complex; transcription regulator complex
Molecular function (GO): chromatin DNA binding; histone acetyltransferase activity; transcription coactivator activity
Source: RefSeq, a predicted model, not a curated record
UUGAGGUCACUUUGACCACUUCAAGUUUCUCUCUCGCUCUCACUCUCCGUUGAAAUCCUUGAAUUUCCGCUGAAAUCUUCCUCCAUUUUAUAAGAAGCAAUUUUGCUAACUAAUUCCUCUUCACUCGUACUAUCAUCACACCCACGUUUUACUCCGUCAAGUGUUUCUUUCUAUAAAACAUCUGUUUCAAAAUGAUGGAAACUAUUUUGGAAGUUCCUGAAAUCGGGUUCGAGAUCACACAGAAAAUUGUGCAACAACAGCUCGUCCUUAUUUUGCAUGCUCACGCAUGUCAGAAGCAGGAGAAUUCGUAUUCUCACGACUACGAAGUGCACGGCCAAGAGCAGCCAAAGGAAAAGUGCAAGCUCCCAUUUUGCGAGGAAACGAAGAAAUGCCUGGACCACAUUCGGUGUUGUUUCGAACCUGACACCUGCACCCUGACCCAUUGUCACCACAACAGGGAGAUCAUCCGCCACUGGAAGAUUUGCAUGAAGAAGUCCUCCUGCCAAAUCUGCAGACCAGUCUACCAAGCCCAAAUCCACUCCAUCAAACAACGACGACGAUCAUGAUUCACCAUUUCGAUUUGCUCACUACUUACUUAUCCAUUUGUAGAUGGGAGUUUGCACUAUUUCGACAUUCUCACUCUCAACUGUCGAGAAGUUUAUUGUUUAUAAUGUAUUUCAUAAGGACCAGUUUUGUAUUUGAUUAUAUGAAUUAUAUGAUUUUAAGUAAUUUUAUGCUUUUGUAACACAAAUCGUAUUUUUAAUAAGUUUUACCCAAUACAUACAUAUGUAUUACUAAACCUCCAGCAGACAGCAUGGUUCGUAUGCCGGUAUUACAUUACCAUACUCGAUUAUUUGUAUAAAAUUGUAACUGCAUA